AUGGCCAUGGACGCAAAAGAAAUCGAACUCAAGGCGAAAGCCUUGACCAAAGCCGCCACGCAGAACGAACCGGCCGCCAACAUCGUCGCCCUCCUCAAAGAACUCCAAAAAGGCGUCAAGGCGACCGAGGACCUCCUCCGGUCGACCCGCGUCGGCAUCAUCGUGAACAAGUUCAAGCAGCACAAGGCGCCGGAGGUGGCGCGGCUGUCUAGCGAAAUCGUGUCGAAAUGGCGCAACGAGGUCAACAAGCAGAAGGCGACUGGGUCGCCUAGCGCCAGCCAGCGCUCCAGCGGAUCGCCGCGCCCGCAGCCGAACGGUACGACGGCCAGCUCGCCCGCCGCCACGCCCUCCGACAAGACGUCGAAGCUGUCCGUGCCGCCCGACAAGCGCAGCUGGAAGGCCGAUGGCAUCGACGUCAACCAGACCGCCAACCGCAUCCGCGACUCCUGCAUCGGACUGAUGUACGACGGGCUGUGUCUCCACUCGACCGAGGCGCCGCGCGCCGUCCUUGCCAAGGCGUCGGCCGUCGAGGCCGCGGCGUACGCGGCCUACGGGCCCGAGACGAAAGAGCAGUACCGCACCAAGAUCCGCAGUCUGUACCAGAACUUGAAGAACAAGUCGAACCCGACGCUGCGCGUGCGCGUGCUCUCGAGCGAGGUCACGCCCGAGCACUUUGUCAAGAUGAGCCACGACGAGCUGCGGUCGGCCGAGCAGCGCGAGCAGGACGCCAAGAUCCAGAAGCAGAACAUGGACAAGGCCAUGGUGGCGCAGGCGGAGCGCAGUAUCAGUACGAGUCUGCAGUGCGGCAAGUGUGGCCAGCGGAAGGUGACCUACACGGAGGCGCAGACGCGCAGUGCCGAUGAACCGAUGACGCUGUUCUGUACCUGCAUGAACUGCGGGAAGUCCUGGAAGCAGUGA
This is a messenger RNA of Aspergillus terreus NIH2624, 918 nucleotides long. Its product is annotated as transcription elongation factor DST1. The record is from RefSeq and is a predicted model, not a curated record. The transcript has a single exon. Gene Ontology annotation, cellular component: nucleus. Gene Ontology annotation, biological process: transcription elongation by RNA polymerase II; DNA-templated transcription; transcription elongation by RNA polymerase I. Lineage: Eukaryota; Fungi; Ascomycota; Eurotiomycetes; Eurotiales; Aspergillaceae. Gene Ontology annotation, molecular function: zinc ion binding; RNA polymerase II transcription regulatory region sequence-specific DNA binding. Bases 1 to 918 code for a protein of 305 amino acids.